Molecule: messenger RNA, 426 nt
Organism: Cannabis sativa
Lineage: Eukaryota; Viridiplantae; Streptophyta; Magnoliopsida; Rosales; Cannabaceae
Exons: 2
Coding region: 64-378 (104 amino acids)
Source: RefSeq, a predicted model, not a curated record
GAGGUAUGAUAUGUACGUGAUUGAUCCAAAGAAAAAGAUCCAAUCUUAGUUGCAUCAGGUUAUAUGAAACUUGAAAAGGCAGACAAAGAAGGCAAUAUUACCGUACAUGGAGUAAAAAAGAAGUUUGCUGAUUUUAAACGUGUCUUUAUUGAGAAGGUGGUUGAAAAAAAUAUCAUUCUCCCAUGCCCUAUAGAGCAUGAAGGCUUCGACACAGUUGGUUUAGCUGUGAAUAAUUUUGUAGCUUGGCUAAAGAACCUAAUCGGCAUACAUCCAGAUGAUUUAGAAAAGAUGAAAGAAAAGAAGAAGGUUUCGAGAGAUCAUUCAGCUCCACUAACUCAGCCACUGAUAAACCCAACAGUGUUGGCUAUAAGCCUGUGAACCCUGGUCUAUUGCACAGGGCCCAUUUAAAUAAGGGCCCAAUUCCUU